AGAACAGAUACGAGAUCAUCCAGUGAGUUUAUCUUCAAUGAUGGCAACAAAUUACCACAGAAUACAACGUUUGGCUUGAACAUAUCGAUAAAAGAGUCCAGGAAGAAUAUGUUCAAAGGGGUUCAUCUUCAAAGAAAAUCUUCAAUAGAAUUGUGAACUGAAUAGACAGCAGCAUCGGGAGUUCAGCAGGAAAAAGAAAGCAAGCGGCUUGUUUUAUCAAUUCAAGAUCGGUGGGCGAGAGAAGGUCCUAUCGAAAAAGUUAACUUCGUUGAAAAACCACCCGGCGAGAAGAUACCAUCCGAGCAGAAUGAACUAUGUCGCAGUUACCGUCACCGCGCCUACGACAUUACAGGACAAUGACAGCAAUUUGUUUUGUUUGCAACCUGCCAAUUUUGUCUCACCAAGUGGGUCUAGUGUGGCAAGGGGGCAAUGGCUGGGAUGAUCUAGUACGCGAACAGUUGGAAGAAUCGACGAUACGUCAAAGGCUAGGCGGUCGACGCGAUUCUGCCACGCAAAUAUGCAGCAUAUCACCACCUACGGAAACUCAAGAAACUUCACCGCCCGCAACGGGUACUACCAGAAGGAGGCGCAGUUCUUUGGCUCAAUUGACCGACAUUCUGCGAGAAUGGGGCGGAAGUACAAAGAAGCAGCAAAAGCAACUGUGCAGGCGAGAAACUUUGGCCGAUCUGGCCAGAUCUUUGCCUUGGGGAAGGCAAACUACCGCAGAGGCCGGACCGAUUCCAAGCAUAUCAACUCAAAGAAAACGCCGAGAAUCGAGUGCCGAUUCCGGAAUAAGAAGUAUGGGCUCAAAGUCUCGACGUGACUCCCACUAUACUGCUAUUUCAGAUUUUAGAUCUGAAGUUGCUAAAUUAUGGCAACCGAAAGAAGCGGCUACUACUACUGUCACCACGACUAUCAUCAGUCCUAGCAGCGCCAGCUAUCCAACUACUUCUCGAAGAGACAGUGAAGAAUCCAGUCGAAGUGGUAGAAGAGAUUCUUCGAGUCACUCUCAUCACGCUUCCAGAAGAGGAUCUGGAGAAAGUGGAAGAAACAGUAGAAGAGAUUCUACAGCUGCUAUAACUCCACCUCCACCAAAAAUCGUUGCCGCUAAGAAAAAGAGAAAAAGCUCCAGGGCUGUACCGGAAACACCGUACUAUAGGCAAGAGCAACGCCCUUCAACGUCUUCUACAGCAUCUGAUUCGGCUCCUCAGCAAUUUCUGGGCUUUCCUGGCCUAGGGACUACAGUCACCACAAACGACAUGGGCUGCCAAGGACUCCCAGCUCCACCGACUAUCAUUACAUCCAGCGUAACUCCACCGGCUACUUCACCAACUGUUCCCACAACUACUGCUACCACUCCAACGCACCCUCUUCUAACGACCCGAAGGGAUUCCACCACUCAGUGUGGACGCUUAGGGCGAAGAGAUUCCAGAUCUCACGCAAGCCCAGAAAGGAAGCAUUCGCGGCUGCAACGUCAAAAUACCGCUUACGAUGAAAGCUGCUUGCCACCAGGCAGUUGGAGCCGCCGCGGAAGCCAACCUCAGCAGCCAGCUUUGAGUCCCGAUGUGGACGAGACGGGGCGUAAGGCAAGACGCGAUUCCCUUAGCCCUGAUACGGCUUCCCGAGGAGGCAGAAGGGACUCUAGAUCCCAUUUGAGUCCAGACAGAUCUGGAGAUCGCGAUAUCAGUCCCGUCAGAAGAGGAAGAAGAACGUUAAGAAGACAAUCAACCAGCGUGGCCGCCAGAGCUCAUGGACCUAAAUCACCCGAUUCCUCUAGUUGCUCCAGCAGAGAUCCGAGUCCGUGUAACCGUGGUGCUCCGCCACCGGUAGAAAGUUACAGGCCUGCCAUCAGAAGACAAUCAACCACCGAAGAGAUUCUAAUAGCGAGGGGUUUCAGAAGACAAUCUACUACCGAGGAGAUGAUUAGGUGUCGAAAUUUUAGAAGACAAAGUUCUCAAAGCGAUGACUGUCAGAGGUACCGCGGCAGAAGGGAUUCGGCGACGCAAAUUUUGGACGGUACCAUUGCUUCUAUGACGGUAGAAACUUCUAGUACGUUUUUUGAUUCUAGCACGCAAACAGAACCGUCUCCUCUGUACGACAAUAAUCACUAUCAUGAGGAAUGCUUACGUUGCAACAGUUGCGGUCUCAAUUUGACGGGCCCCAAUCAGAAGCGGGCCCGCCGUUUCAAGAACCAAAUCCUCUGCGACCUGCACUUCGCCGACGUGGCGCUCAUGGAGUGCUCCGAUUUCAUGCAGCAGCUUCGCUCCUUCAAGCCUCAAUCACUAGGAUGCGCCGUCGCCAGGAGGAAGUCCUCGACGACGCUCAUCUUUCCUUUGCCCCCCCAAGCCUGCUCAGACGAAUUUUGCGAAGAAUUCCCGCACAACUUCAUCCCCACACCUGGGUAUUGGAUAGAAUGCUCCAGGCAGAAGAUCACCUCUGAUACCAUUUGGGAUGAAAGCGAGUCCGAACAUGACAACGAAAUUCAGGAAGGCGAGGAGGACGAGGAACUUCACAACAACGGCAUGGAUCACGAUAAUUCCAGUGGAUUUCGAAGAAAAGAUAGAAGUUGUAACGAUCUAUUCGAAGACGAUGAAGAUGACACGUCUUCGCCGAAAAAGAAGACGACAAUAGAGGAGCAAUGGGAGAAGAAUCAAGGCUUCGAAUUAACGAGUGUCGAACAAGAAACGUACGAGAAAUAUUUUUACGGAACCGAACAUUGGAAUUACUUUACGAACGAUGAAGAUCUGGGACCAGUUAUACUGUCGAUAAAACAAGAAACGCUCAACGGGCGCGAUCAAUUCAGGAUACUGGUGCGUGCUAUUAGUUACACCGUGCAUGGAUUAAUUCCGGCCAGCUGCGUUUUCGCCGAUCGUUACAACAGAGAAGAAGUGGUAAGAUCAUUGGGUAAGGAAGUCAACAUAAAUCCUCCUCUUAUUCUUGGACAACUGCCUGAUACACCCGAGGAAUUGCUUAAACUCGAUCAGGUGUUCAUCAAAUCCGAACUGAAAGUCGGAGUAAUCUACGUGAAAGAAGGCCAAUACACCGAAGAAGAAAUACUAGACAAUAAUGACAACUCGUUCCUUUUCGAAGAAUUCCUGCAAAUACUGGGCGACAAAGUUCGAUUGCGCGGAUUCGACCGGUACAAAGGCGGAUUGGACACCGUCCACGACCUAACCGGACUGUACUCGGUGUACACGAAUUGGAGAAACAUCGAAAUAAUGUUCCACGUUAGCACUUUGCUGCCGUACGAAAGACACGAUCCGCAGAAACUGCAAAGGAAACGGCACAUCGGCAACGACAUCGUUUGCGUGGUCUUCCUCGAAGCGGACAACACUUCAUUUUCGCCGGCUUGCAUAAAGAGCCACUUUCUGCACACUUUCAUUUUAGUACGCACAUCACCGCGCAUAAAAAGAAAACCCACCCACUACGAGGUAUCGGUUGUAACAAGAGAUGAAGUGGGCGCCUACAAGCCGUACCUUUGGGAGCAAAGUGUCUUCGACAAGGGGCCCAUGUUCAGGGAAUGGCUGCUGACGAAGGUGGUAAACGGCGAAAGGGCCAGUUACUCAGCGCCGAAAUUCGCUCGAAUGCAGGAAAGAACUAGAUCCCAAAUGUUGGAAGACAUUGUGGCCAAUCUGCAGAAUCACGCCGAAACUGGACAAAUACCGAAGCCUUACAGACGAGGUUCUUGGAGGCCAAUAGGGCACAUGCGUCCUUCUUCACCGUUGUUAGAUAGCGUUCGUGAUCAAUUCGAAGAUUACGACCAAAUCGCCAAAGAUUUCACCAAGAUGUUUUUGAACACAGAGUCCAAUACUUUAGCUAAUGCACAACUAUUCGACGUAUCGUUCCUCGUAGGUCAAUCGAAGCAAAAAAUUAAACUGGUUGGUGUUCGGGCCAUACUAGGGGUCCGAAGCCGAGUUUUCCAAGAGAUGUUGUACGGAAUCCAAACGGGCUUCGGCUCGCCGCAAGUACCCGUCGCGGAACUACUAGCUCGUCCUGUUCCCACUCUUCUCAGUCCCCAACAAGCGCGCCCCAAAAGUAGCAACUUCUUGCAGGUUCCCGAUAUCGAAACUCCCCGACCGAAGAGCGUGCCCAGCUCGCCGAUGGUAAAAAGAGCGUUUACUAGACUCGGUACGAUCACAGCCGGUUGGGGACGAUCCAUAAGGAAGCACAACGCCCAAGCGCUGUCUGCUGAGGAUAAAAAGAAAUGGGCCAGUAGCCAAGAUUGUUCAAAUAAGGACGGCAAGGAUAAAGAGGGCAAGGAAAAGCCGUCACUGAGCCAACUCCCCGUUCCGCGUUUGAGCGUUUGCGCGGACGCUCAAAAAGUCGAUCGAGCCAAAUUAGCUCAAACGGAAUUUUCCAUAAUAGAAUUCGACGCGGACACUUUCAGAAUACUCCUAGACUAUCUACACACGGGAUCUUGUCCGUUAACUUGUUCAACGAUACCGGGUCUGAUAUGCGCAGCUGAGCACUACGAUCUACCUGAGUUAUUGCAAGCGUGUUUCCAUCACGCCAAGCAAUUUUUAAGGAUAGAAGUUGUAUGUUGUAUGUUGUGUUCGUUAGAGAAUUAUUACUGGAGGUACACGUCGGCUUCGGAGCUGGUAAAUAUGAUACUGGCUUUCGUGGAAACGAGGUCUACGGCUCUGUUCCAAACCAGCGAAUUUUUGAACCUGAGCGAAUCGAUGGUGCAGAUGAUUAUGUGCAGAAACUUGGAAGUAGCUGAAGUUUUAAAAUUCGAGGCCAUGCUUGCAUGGGCGAAGCACAAAAUUCGAACAAAGACUUCUAGUAAACUCGAUGCCAAAUUAGAGUUUAAGUGUAUCAUGGAAAGAUUAGCUAGGGAUCUCAAAUUAUACCGUAUUACCCCACAAGAGCUGAUUAAGGUUGUGCUACCAUCGAAAGCUAUUAAAAACGAGCGAAUUUUGGAAACUUUGAUGUUCCAAGCAAAUUCGGGCAUGUACAGGAUUCAGGAUUCAUAUCUGAAAGAAUGCACUCAAAGACUGCAACAUCAAGACUCCCGAUUUUCAGAAAUGGAGUCGUUCGAUUACAGCAACUAAGACUAAACAUAUUUAGUAUAAAAGACAAUCAUUCCAUUCAUAUUUUUUGUAUAAAACGCGUACAUUUUUUUGGUUUCGAUCUAAUAUAUUUAUCUAACGCGAAACUUGGCUAAAUCUUCCACGGCUUUAUAUUUUUAUUUAAUGUUCCUUCUUCACUGUGUUUAGUUAACUGGUAGGAAUUGAAUAAAGCACUAGUGCAAAAAUAUAUCUAAGCGCAAAAUGUGUUACUAAAUAUUUUUAAUUGUGAACUUGUGGGUUAAUCAUGGAUGAAUUUUUAAUGGGGAUGUUAAAGUUAAAUUUGAAAUUAAUCAAUAAAAGUUUAGCAAUAUGAAAAGUUCCAAAUAAGGCAAUUCUAAGCAAUUUUUACAAUUUAAGUAAUAUUUUUUUAUUAUUAAAGAAAAAAACUGUUAAUUUUUUAAAAUUAUAAUUAUAAUUUUAAAUAGAGGAAUAGUUAAAGAACAAUAUUUAUAAAGCAAAUAAAUAAAGGUUUGGGUGGUAAUAUCAAAAAUACAACAUAUCAGAGCGAAUACAAUUUGAUAAUAAAACUUUAGAUAAUUUUAGAAAUUAGAAUUAUUUUGUAUCUCAUUCCAUUGAUUAACUCAUUGAUAUGAUAAUGAAAAUACAUUUUUUCAACUAGUGUUUUAUCCUUUGAAUAACACUGGCAUUAUUAUUUCUUUUAAUUUCAAUUUUAAACUAUUGGCACUCUUAAUGGAAUGGACGGACAAUCUCCCUAAAUAUAUAUAAACAUGAUAAAUAAUAUAUAUUAUAUAUAACAGCCUUAAGUGUUUCUAUUUUUAUAUUCAGGUCGAGUUUAGAUGUAUGGAAAUAUAAUUUUGAAGUAUAUCUAUCAAUGCUGCAACUGAGGUAAAUUCUAACUUACAAUUAAUUAUCGAGGGAAGUGAAUUAGGUAAUUGUUUAAAGUGUGCAAUUAGGAUAAAUAAAUAUUAUAAAGGAAUUAUAAGUCGCGCAAAUUUAAUAUUCAGAAUGAUACAAAGAACAUUCAGGGCGUAUUUUACACAUAAUAAUAAAUAGACAUUUCUUUCCUAUAAAAUUGUCUAAUUUUUACGUCUAAAAUCUACCUUGAAUGUUUUUACAUCUAAUUUAAAUAGGUAUGUCAUUUCCUUUGGUUCUUAAUAUGAUGGUGUCUAUUUAGGAAAAAAAAUAAAACGACCAAAUUAAUAUUGAUACACCUAAUAUUAUUGCUGUGUAUCUAAUCUAUGUGUAAUAAAUGUAUAAAAUAUUUUAUGAGAUUCAGGCUCGUGCCAAAUUCUGCGUUUGCCUUUUGAUUGCGGUUCUGAUAGAUAUUACAAACCUAGAUAAAUUAUAGAGAAUCAAAAAUAUUUUGUCACGUGUUACGCACAUUGAAAUUGUUUUAUGAAUCGUUGUUUCUCUUUGAAUGGAAAUGGUGAUUUUUUACUACAACAUUUACAAGUACAAAUAAGGGAAUUUGAUAAAUAUCCCUCGCUUGAUGUGUUACUUUGUGCUCUUGUGAUUGAUGUCGAGCUGAUGACUUGAAAUUUGUUUAAAAUGAUAUUUUAUUUUUACAGAAGAUAGUUCUUGUUAUAAAUGGAGUAGAUAAACUGUUGUUUUAAUUAAUAUUAUGUAGGUACUGUAAUGAAUGUUGUAGUAAAACUUAUUAUAAUAAAUUUAGCGAAAAAUGUAUAUUGAACUUGUCGAAAAUGUUCAAUUACUUAACAAAUGAUAUAAAUGUGUUGAACACAUAUAUUUAUUUUAAAUUCUCGUAACUGUUUGUUCUGGGUGUAGAGUAAACCUGAAUUUACAUACAUGUUUAAUAAAAAUGUUGAUUCUGUUGAAAAGGAAAUUUUAAAACAAAUGUUGUCUGCUUUGAAAAUCAUAUAAUAAAUGAUA
This is a messenger RNA of Phyllotreta striolata, 6920 nucleotides long. The record is from the annotation of a GenBank genome assembly. NCBI's taxonomy places the organism in Eukaryota, Metazoa, Arthropoda, Insecta, Coleoptera, Chrysomelidae.